AUGAAUGACGACAUAAUUUCGCUUACGGCCGAACGACUUCAGUAUGGUCUUUUUCGGAGGUGGUGGGGUAAGAAAACUACUCCUAGUGAAGUGGAAAAGUUGCUCAUGGGUGAAGAUGAAGUGCUUGACGAUGUGCAUAUCGAGGCGUUCGUGCGAUACUUUGUGCUAUACAGUAAGGCUGCAUUUGCUAGUUUGAUAAAAGAACCCUCAAGCGCGUUGCUGUUGAAUGAUCGUGAGAUUGCUAUAUUUCACAAGUUUUUGCACUACCCUGGGCUCAAGUCCCAUUUGAACCUUGACGAUAUUUUCGAAAAGUAUUGUCAAGGUGCAGCUUUUGACUCUAAAGUCCACCAUUUUUACGAAGACAUCAUCGAAUCUGUGAAACAUCAGUGGAUUGACGGUGUGCAUCCAGCUAAUGUUCAGCAAUUUCUCGCAGAAUUAACUGCAAACAAGAUUGAUUUUUUCAUAUGUGAAGUGCUGGGACGGUAUACUCUGCUGUACAAAAAGAUAGUCUCCGCUGUUAUGAAAAAUGAAGAAAUUCCUGUCGAGCCAAAACCAUUUGUACCUAAACGACCACGAAUCAGGACUGGGUUGACAUUAGGCGAGCAAGAACAAUUGGUACCUAAACAUCCACGAAUCAGUACUGAGUUGACAUUAGGCAAUGCACGCUCCAAGAGAAGGCGCCUGAUUGAAGAUAAACCAGCGGAUUUCUCACCUUAA
This is a messenger RNA of Plasmopara halstedii, 717 nucleotides long. RefSeq lists its product as uncharacterized. Lineage: Eukaryota; Oomycota; Peronosporomycetes; Peronosporales; Peronosporaceae. The transcript has a single exon. The record is from RefSeq and is a predicted model, not a curated record. Bases 1 to 717 code for a protein of 238 amino acids.